CCUGUCGUUACGAUGUUGUCCUCCAACCAGAAUUGGAAGAACGGGAUCUACCACUGCCUUCUACAGAUAUGAAUAUGGCAAUCUGUCACCCUCACUGGGCGCUUUCGCUGGGGGCUAUUAUGCAUGGAGCCAAGUGCUUGGAGGGGGGCUGACGAGUGAGAGGCCAGUUCACAUCCAAAGCGCCUGUCUGCUCCUGUUAGCAUCGCACAUUUCGGCCCACUUCGACACACUGCCGAACAUCACCAGCCGCUAUAUACCCUUUGUCCUCCCGACUCUGCGUCUUACCUUGUCGGAUUUCCAUCAGAAUGUGUUUCGAUAGAUCCGCCAGGAGGUUUGACUAAGGAGUCGGGAUAUAGUAUCUCAUGAAGAUCUGGGUCACACACAAUGCAACUAGGGCUUUAUAGCACGCUGUCCUCGCUUCAGUUUGUCUUGCUUCUUCUUUUCUCGACGUUCGCUCCGUUUUGUUCUGCCUCUGUAAUACAAGACCUCCAAAGCAACUAUUUUGAUCCGGCUCCAACGCCUGAAGACGGCCCUUCCCUCUCGGCUGGAGCCCUUCGAGAUACAUCUUACCUUCCCGCGCAAAUUGGUGGCAUAGUCGGAUCAUAUGCAUUUUCGCUCGUUGUAGUCGCUGCUAUUAUACUUCUCUUGGCAAAGAAACGUCGUGAGCAUCUUACAGCAGGAGAGGAAGACCUAGAAGGCCAGUUCCCAUAUCAAUUCGCUUUUUUACCAUCUGGGCAAGCUGGCGGCCAGCCUCAGUACGGUCUCGAUCCGCCCAAAUCGCCAGUCAAGAACUUUUCUUACCCAACACCACCAACACCGAUAAGUGUAAAGAGCCCGACGAGCCCGACGAGCCCUUACAUUGUCCCCUCACUUCAUUCCACAAGUACACUUGGUGUAAAUCCUUUAGUCGAUCCGCGAGUCGUUGCAGCAGAUCGCAAGAUGGCGCAACAGCAGCUGGAAGAAAUGUACAAGCUUGUACUAGAGCAAGAGGCUGCGAAGGAAGCAGGCGUUACCUUGGACCAGCUGCCGGUACCGCUCUCCCAACAGCAGACCCCAAAGCAGGGUAUCUUGAAGAGGAGCAAGAAUAAGCCUGCGAGCCUUGAUCUUGCACAGUCUGGAGCGGAAAAGCCCCAGUCUCGAGCAUCUUCUAUCUUAUCCGCUUUCAAAUCGCCCCGAAAGAAGAAUGUUAAAGGCAUCAGUAUCUCGUCUCCGAUUAUGACGCCUAUGUCAGGCACCUUUCCACGCCAGGAGGAGGAGGAAUUGAGAGUAAUUCCUCCCCGCUACUACGCACCGGCAUCUCCACCCCCAGUUCCGACAGACCAGGCCCCAUAUGCACGGGCAAGCAGGCAGCACGGACCAGUAGUGCCUAUCACUCCACCGGAUAUCUCUCCGGAGAGUACGCAGAGCAUUGACGAACGGUUAGGUCAUCUGCGGAGCAACUCGCAAUACACUGAGCCUGACCCGGUGUCGGCAGUUUCAGAACGUUCUACCGCGCCUCUCGUUGGUUUGCCUUCAUCACCGAAGCCAGGCGUUAGUCGCUUCCCUUCUCUUCCAGCAUCCCCGAAACCCGGGGCGACGUUCCCGACUUCGCCCGGACCGGAACAGCGAUCCUUUUCGCGGCCAAAUGCUCCCUCGGCCAUUCGGACUGGCGGUACUCUUCCGCUACGAGCCUACGAGCCUUCUCUCAGUUCGCCUUCGGCACAGACAACCAAGCAAACAACGUUCGAAAGGAGUCUCCCUCUAUCGCCUUCGGGGCUUAGGACACCGUGGACUGGCGCACCAGUGCCCUACUCACCAUACCAACCAUUCUCGCCCGUAGUUCCUAUCACACCAUCGUUGGUUACUAAAGCGGACCGAAAGAGGAUGAAACAACUGCAGCCAAAGACACCAACAAUGGAAAUGGUUAAGGGUGAUGACGAAGUGUGGUAGACAUGUGCUUAUGUGGGGGUUUAACGAAAGGUCUGGGUGGGUUGAUAAGGACCUGAGUCUAUCGCCCUGGCGUCUUGGAUGGAUUCUUGCGUUUCAAAAUCUAAUGAGUGAUGUAGAGGGUCUUUACUUUCUGGUUUAAAGCAGUUGCUUAUAGUUUUAUAUACCACUUUUUGAAAUCGGAGGAGUUAAUUCACAUUGGGGUUCCAGCUGUGCAUUACUCCUAGCUAUAAUAUGAGUUAUGCAACCCUGACUACUAACGCCUCCUUUACUUUAUGAUAAUGUAUGUGCAUAUAAAUUCGCAUAAGUACAAGCAUUCAAACCAUUUUAGGAACUCAAGAAGUCAGCAUAAGAUACAUACAUCGGCUACUCUCGCGGUGGGUCAACUUAGGACUUAGACAGGUAGGUAUUGUGAACCGAACAGAUACUAUAUAUGUUCGUACUCAUUACAGCGUUGGCUUC
This is a messenger RNA of Daldinia loculata, 2388 nucleotides long. RefSeq lists its product as uncharacterized. Lineage: Eukaryota; Fungi; Ascomycota; Sordariomycetes; Xylariales; Hypoxylaceae. The transcript has a single exon. The coding region runs from base 385 to 1929 and encodes 514 amino acids. The record is from RefSeq and is a predicted model, not a curated record.